CUGCCCCUGAAUGAUGCAAAACUUUCCUUCUCUCUUUUUCUCAAGCGCUCUCUUUUUCCACGCCUUCUUGCUUUCUUUCUCGGCUUCUCUCUUCCGAAUCUCACUCUGAACCCGUUAUGCCCAAUUGGGUCUGAUCAAAAUUUCUCAUUUUUUCAUCAUACAAGUAAAAAGUUCCUCUUUUUAUUCAUGUAGUACAAUCUUUUUUUACAUGAGCUUUUAGUACCUGUUUGAUGCCUUUUAUUUGUUUAAAGCAUUCGGUGUUAGGUGGUCUGAAAUGGGAACUAAGGGAUGUGUGAGAUUAUUGUGCUUGUGAGUCCUUGAAAUUUGAUUGUGAGAGCUUUGAGAAGAUGGGAUUGGGGCCUGAUGCUUCAAAGGUGGAGACUUGGGAUGCGAGGAAAUCAAGGGUAGGGAAGAAGAAGGUGAAGAAAAAUGGGGAAGUGGAGGAAACUGGGUGUUGGGUUAGGUUCAGUUUUAGGAAUUGCAUGCCUUCGAGAUCGAAAGUUGAUAGCUUCAUGAGUGGAACUACCGCUUCUUGUGGUAAAUCUACUAAUGAGAAGAACAGAGAUCAACAAGUUGCUCCAGUGGGGUCAUCAACAAGCACCAGUAAUAUCGAAAGUACUUUAUCUACACCUAAUUUCAGUGAAGAACUGAGGGUUGCUUCUCAGCUCCGAAAGUUCACAUUUAAUGAUCUUAAGUUAGCAACUAGGAAUUUCAGACCUGAGAGUCUUCUUGGUGAGGGUGGAUUUGGCUGUGUGUUUAAAGGUUGGAUUGAAGAGAAUGGAACUGCUCCUGUUAAACCUGGCACUGGACUCACUGUUGCUGUCAAAACACUUAACCAUGAUGGACUUCAGGGUCAUAAAGAAUGGCUUGCUGAAAUUAAUUUUCUUGGUGACCUUAGCCAUCCUAAUUUGGUUAAACUGAUUGGUUUCUGCAUCGAGGAGGAUCAUAGAUUACUAGUUUAUGAGUUCAUGCCUCGGGGAAGUUUGGAGAACCACCUCUUCAGAAGAGGGUCGGUGCCUCUCCCUUGGUCGAUCAGAAUGAGAAUUGCACUUGGUGCUGCAAAGGGUCUUGCUUUUUUGCAUGAAGAAGUUCAAAGGCCUGUAAUAUAUCGUGAUUUUAAAACAUCCAAUAUCCUCCUAGAUGCAGAUUACAACGCCAAACUCUCAGAUUUUGGACUGGCAAAGGAUGGUCCUGAGGGAAAUGACACUCAUGUCUCAACACGAGUUCUGGGUACCUAUGGUUAUGCGGCACCAGAGUAUGUAAUGACUGGGCAUCUGACAUCCAAAAAUGAUGUCUACAGUUUUGGAGUAGUCUUGCUAGAAAUGCUAACUGGCCGAAGGUCCAUGGAUAAAAAUAGACCAAACGGAGAGCACAAUCUUGUGCAAUGGGCACGGCCACUUCUUGGAGACAAGAGAAGGUUCUAUCGGUUGAUGGAUCCUCGUUUUGAAGGUCAUUUUUCAAUCAAAGGUGCACAAAAAGCUAUCGAGAUUGCUGCUCACUGCCUUAGCCGUGACCCAAAAGCUAGACCUUUGAUGAGUGAAGUUGUUGAGUCCCUAAAACCUUUGCCAAAACUCAAGGACAUGGCAAGCUCAUCCUAUUAUUUUCAAUCUAUGCAAGCUGCACGGUCCAGGUCCAUGCCGAAUGCCAAGAAUGGCAAUAGGAUGCAAGUAGGAUUCCCACCAAGGAAAGGAACGCCAGCGAGAACCUUGUCCAGCCAAAGUAGUGCUCAAGCUUCUCCCCAUCAUCUUCCUGGCCUAUCACCACUUCCUCAGAUUAGGAAAUAAAAAUAAUUGCAGCCAUUUUUUCUGCAUCUCUAUUGUCUCAACUACCAUUUUGUAUGUAGCUUCUUAAAACUACAUCUUCAACCACAGCUUAAACUACUGCCAAAACAAGCUAGCCUCAGCCUCAACAGCGGGUGCAUGCAUGAUGUUGCACCACACAAUUGGUCUGGUCUAGUUGAGGGAGUUGAGACUUUAAGUUAACAGUGGUUGGGUAAAGAGAUUAGCUAUUAUAUGGGAGUGUCAGUUUGUGUAACAUAAUGUUUUAUGGAAAUUCGUUGCUUAAAAAUAAUGCUUCUUUAUGCUACUA
Humulus lupulus (European hop) is the source of this 2088-nucleotide messenger RNA. RefSeq names its product serine/threonine-protein kinase PBL34-like. Gene Ontology annotation, biological process: protein phosphorylation. Gene Ontology annotation, molecular function: protein kinase activity; ATP binding. The transcript has 6 exons. Bases 348 to 1784 code for a protein of 478 amino acids. Lineage: Eukaryota; Viridiplantae; Streptophyta; Magnoliopsida; Rosales; Cannabaceae. The record is from RefSeq and is a predicted model, not a curated record.